Molecule: messenger RNA, 1160 nt
Organism: Hyposmocoma kahamanoa
Lineage: Eukaryota; Metazoa; Arthropoda; Insecta; Lepidoptera; Cosmopterigidae
Product: D-arabinitol dehydrogenase 1-like
Exons: 10
Coding region: 87-1118 (343 amino acids)
Source: RefSeq, a predicted model, not a curated record
UAUAAGUAUCCUCGUGUUAAAUAACAUUCUCUUCAGUUUGUCCGUGACAUUGUCUACUAGUGCACGAAUUACAGUAAUCGUCAAAAAUGGAAGCAGUAGUUUUCGACGGCAAAUCCCUUUCUCUGAAGUAUGACAACAAAUAUCCCAUGCCGAAGAUUAUCAACGAAGACGACGUCAUCGUGAAAGUUGAAUACUCUGGUGUAUGUGGCACGGACUUGCAUAUUAUUCAGGGCGAGUUUCCAGCGAGUAAAGAACGUCCUCUUCCCUUGGGCCACGAGUUCAGCGGAGUUGUGUACGACGUUGGCUCCAAGUCCAUCUUCAAAAAAGGGCAGCUUGUCGUCGUUGAUCCUAACUGUGCCUGCAACCUCUGUGACUUCUGCCGUGAAGGCAACUACCAUUUUUGCCUGACAGCAGGCAUCAACAGCACCGUGGGCAUUUGGCGCGACGGUGGUUGGUCUCAGUACUGCCGAGUACCUCAAAGUCAGGUCUUUGCUUUACCUGAAGGAAUUACCACUGAACAAGGGGGUCUGUGCGAGCCGUACUCUUGCGUAUCCCACGGUUUCGAUCGCGCUUCACCUCUGCCUGUUGGACAGAAGAUUCUUAUCGUUGGAGCUGGUAUUAUUGGAAAUCUAUGGGUGACCACCCUGCACCAUCACGGACACAGAGAGGUCACUGUCUCCGAGAUGAACAAGAGCAGAUUGGAGAUUGUCAAGAAAUUGAACACAGGCUUCAGACUGGUGACGCCUGAUGUUUUGGCGAAGGAGAAGCUGCUCUAUGACGUAAUCAUCGACUGUACAGGUGUUGGCAAAGUGAUGGAGAUUAACUUUAACUACCUCCGCCAGGGUGGCAAAUACGUGCUCUUCGGAUGCUGUCCCCCUACUCACCAGGCUUCAGUCAACCCGUUCGACAUCUACAACAAGGAACUGACUGUAAUAGGCGUGAAGAUCAACCCGUUCAGCUUCCCUAAGGCCAUUGGGUGGCUUAAAGCUAUGGGCGACAGAUACUUGAAUUAUGAAAACCUUGGAGUGAAAACUUACGCACUAUCUGAAUACCAGAAUGCUUUGAACGAUUUGAAGGCGGGAACCAUCGCAAAGGCUGUAUUUAAAGUUAGACAUUAAAUUGUUUAUAUUCUUAUUUAAGGUGAUAAAAAAAGUUUAUAA